AUGGCUUCUGUGCCUUCUGUUGGUUGUCUCCUGGCCAAAAAUCAGUAUUACCGAAAGUCUAGUAUUUCUUCAGUUGGUUUGUUAACAAGCUCUGAUUCUGUCCACCUCAUAGAUGACGACAAAUCUCUGCAAGGAUUAACUGAAGUGGCAGACCCCACCUGGUGGUUUAAAUCCUUUUUCCAUUCGGAGCCUGUGAAAGCCAAGGAUCUGUCAGCUAAUGGGUAUGUGCUUGCCUCACCUCAUGGCAUCGUAUGGACUUUUGACAUGCUAAGUGUGUGUCAUAUGGAUGAUAAUGACUCAGACAAUGGUCAGAACUGGUCUUUCUCUGGAUAA
Messenger RNA from Jaculus jaculus (lesser Egyptian jerboa), 333 nucleotides. It is a transcript of the gene Ppdpfl, whose product is annotated as pancreatic progenitor cell differentiation and proliferation factor like. The record is from RefSeq and is a predicted model, not a curated record. The transcript has 4 exons. Lineage: Eukaryota; Metazoa; Chordata; Mammalia; Rodentia; Dipodidae. The coding region runs from base 1 to 333 and encodes 110 amino acids. Gene Ontology annotation, biological process: cell differentiation; multicellular organism development.